Suricata suricatta (meerkat) is the source of this 1382-nucleotide messenger RNA. RefSeq names its product WD repeat domain 31 (gene WDR31). Gene Ontology annotation, molecular function: protein binding. Lineage: Eukaryota; Metazoa; Chordata; Mammalia; Carnivora; Herpestidae. The coding region runs from base 253 to 1335 and encodes 360 amino acids. The record is from RefSeq and is a predicted model, not a curated record. The transcript is spliced from 11 exons.
GAGGCUGUGGAGCGCGGUGGCUGCGGACUCUCUCCAUUCUGCGCCCCGCCGGUCCCAGCUUCGGCCCUACAAGCCGGCUGGUGGAGAUUAGGAAGUGGCUGCCUGAACUAUUUUCUGAAGGAUAAAUGUCACACAGCAUUGAGUACAGCAGCUCACCAAGAAAAUCCUAUUGGUCUGGGGCAGGGAUCACAUCUUCCGGCAGCCACAGGGGAUGCUGUGCCUCACAAGGUUUUGCGUAGGUCCUGCGCAGCGAUGGGGAAACUGCAAAGCAAGCUCAAGCACAGCACGUACAAGUACAGGUUCGGCAGUCCUGCACGCAGCAGGCCCGAUGGAAUUCUAGAAGAGAGAAUUCAAACUAAAGCUUGUCAGGAGUACAGCCCAGCCCACGUGGAUACUGUGUCUGUCGUCACUGCUCUGAGCCCAGACCUGUGUGUCUCUGGAGGAAAAGAUAAGAUUCUGACGACUGUGCUGACUCUGCAGACAGUGGUGGCCUAUAACUGGAAAACCGGAAAUGUGGUGAGACGUUUCAAAGGACAUGAACGAGAAAUCACGAAGGUAGCCUGCGUGCACAGAUCAAGCCAGUUCUUCAGCGCCUCUCGCGACAGGACGGUCAUGAUGUGGGACUUGCACGGCCCCUCCCAACCAAGGCAGCAGUUCUCUGGCCACUCCAUGGUGGUCACUGGGUUGGCUGUGAGUCCAGACUCUUCGCAGCUGUGCACUGGCUCUCGGGACAACACCCUGCUGCUGUGGGACAUUGGGACCGGACAGUGUGCGGAGAGAGCUUCCAUCUCCAGGAACCUGGUCACUCACUUGUGCUGGGUCCCCCGGGAACCGUAUAUACUACAGACUUCAGAAGAUAAAACCAUCAGAUUAUGGGACAGCCGGGGGCUGCGGGUAGCACAUGUAUUUCCCACGAAGCAGCAUAUUCAGACCCACUGCGAGGUCAGCGAGGAUGGAAACAAGUGUAUCUCCUGCAGCAGCGGCUUUGGAGGGGAAGGCUGCGAAGCCACACUGUGGGACCUGCGGCAGACGCGGAACAGGAUAUGUGAAUACAGGGGGCAUUUCCAGACUGUCGCAUCCUGUGUCUUUCUACCAAGAGCUUUAGCCUGGAUGCCGACGGUUGCUACCUCAUCACACGACUGCAAAGUCAAGAUCUGGACCCAGGAUCCUGGAGCCUGCCUGUUCACCUUGUCACUGGAUGGAUCGGGACCUUUGACCUCCCUGGCUGUUGGCGACACCGUCUCCUUGCUGUGUGCGAGCUUCAGCCGAGGAAUUCACCUGCUCAGGGUGGACCACAGCCAAGGGCUGGCACUGCGGGAAGUGGCAGCUUUCUGAGGCCAAGAGACAUUCACUGGACAAUAUCAAACCGUGGCCUAUCCUUU